ACCCCAUUGCCCAGCCCUGCCACCCCUCCGAGGACCUCAAGGAUCCCAGCCAACAACCGCACGAGACGCGGGAAGGUGCCCUCAGCACCUCUGAAGCAGCUGCCAGUGAAGUACAUCAAGAAGAGGGCGAAGAAAGGGACAGCAUGGCCCACACGUCGCAGCGAGAGGCUGGUCCAGAAAUGGAUCAAGAAGGAAAUAUGA
This is a messenger RNA of Ostreobium quekettii, 201 nucleotides long. Lineage: Eukaryota; Viridiplantae; Chlorophyta; Ulvophyceae; Bryopsidales; Ostreobiaceae. The record is from the annotation of a GenBank genome assembly.